AUGCUCCAACUUUCUUUUAAGUCUUCAAAACGCUGGAAUGAGAGGAAGGAAGCCUUAGACAUAAUCGACGCCAAGUUGCGCAAAGGUACCUGUACUCCAGUAGAAGCUACUGAUCUGGUUUGUGCGGUCAUUAAUGUCAUGUCGACUGAUACUCAUUUACAGUUGGUGGCAGCCGCAGCGAAUAUCAUCACUCGCGCAGCUACCUCAAUGAAACAGGAAUUUUCUUCGUUGUCCAGACAGACACUAAUGGCAUGUUUGUCGGGAUUCCGGACCAGCAAACCCUUCGUCAUAAGUGCUCUUCGCUCUGCUGCCGAUGCAUCUUUAAACACGCUGUCCAUUGACGUCGUGACAGAGGCGGUUUUAGCCUGCUUAGCUGAUAAGACCUCAAAUCCAAAUGCCAUGGAAGAGGCCGUGAGUUUGCUGGGACGUGCCUUUCUGCAGACUCCGGAUCGCCUUUCAUCCAGUCUCCCAGCUCGACGAGCACUGUUCAAGCGCCUCCUCGUGCCCCUACUUCCCCUCAUGGAGGCGCGGACUGAUGGACUGCGCGACGCCACAUGCAAUACCAUAGCUGCGGCUAAGGUAUUUCUCGCGGACGACUCGGCCUAUUCGAGGCUCACACAAGACACCUUGGGUGAGGCCAAAAGGGCGCGUGUGGACCAGGCCUUUAAUCGCUUAACUACUGCCAUAAAUUCGGAAGGGUCGUCCAAUGUGGAAGCUAUGCAAAUGGAAGACAAAGCGGCCGAUGAGGGGAAUAGGACGCCAUGCCGUAGGACGGCUGCGAAGCUGAAUCCUCCCGCAGGCGGUGAACAGGAGUCACUGUGUCCGCCUCAGGCUAAGAAGUCGAAGACGGCGCCCCGAGCCGCGAAUUCGACGCAACCUUCCGGGGCGUUCGUCGCUGAACACCACCUAUCCGAAGAUGAAUUAAGGCGAAUCCUUAGCCAAGUUUCUAUAUCCGAAAAUGUAGUUAAUCAUUUGAAUUCGAGCAAUUGGAGGGAACGAUUCGAAUCGGUAAACAAGCUCUAUUCCGCUGUUCCUAAUCUAUCGCUUGAGUCUCCUGCCUUCUCGCAAUCGGUACUUCGUCUUCUCCUGGAGUCACCAGGCUUCAAAGAGCCUAAUCUGCAGGUUAAAUGCCGUUUUUUGGAGACAAUUGCAGCCAUUUUGACAGCUUCGAAGGCGCCGUUUCUCUGUGAGUCUCUGUUCGAGACUCUGGUGUGCAACCUGGCCGUUGCGAUUGGCAACCCGAAAAACUUGCCCCAGUGUGAGGCCUGCUUUGUGGCCCUGCAGCGCGCCACCGACCUCGCGGUGGUGAGCGACGCCGUCCUCCGUCUCGCCGCGACCGCGAAGCUGCCCAAGUCGGCUGAGCACCUCAUUCUUUGGCUGUCGCUUGCGAUCGAGCGCUCUGGAUUCUGCUUGAGCUACCCAAAAGUAGCCAAAUAUCUGAAGGAUGGAUUCACCAACGCCUCAAACGCUGUCCGUCACGCCUACGUGAAACUAGCCGGUGCCAUAUACACGAGUCAGAAUCCCGCCAAUUCUUCGACCCUCCGGACGGACCUCGAGUCGGCCACCAAGCCCGCCAUUGCGGCCCUGCUGCUCGCCGAGUUUGAGGCGCGGCAGAAGCCCUCUUGCGAAGUCGCGACUGGUCAAAGUCAGGAAGCACUUCGAGCAAACCUAAGACGAACAGUCACUGAGGCUCCUCUCUCUCCACCCGUGGAGAUUCAUCGGCAACCAGACGCGACGUCGAGAAGGAUGACGGCCGUUUUGAACAGUCCCUCUGAAGCCCUUCAACGCUCCUUGUGCCACGUCGUGGAUAACGUGAUACCAGAGGACAGUUUUGUUAACGAGGAGCGAUCUCCACUUGGUCUUUCUUCGACCUUUUGCGCGACUUCUGUGCCCCUGCUGACGGCCAAUUUUAAGGCAAAAGAGGCUCGUCUUGCCCAACUGGCCACUGGGUCUUCCCAUCCUUCUCGUGAGCGCCUGGAGGAGAAGUUUGUGGAAGCCGGUGUGCACCCCAACCUCCGGCGUAUGUUGACGCAUUGGGACUCAGACCCGGACAAGACUAAAGAGACCCUUGUUCUCCUGUCCCACAUCCUGCUUCAGCAGACACCAGUUCAACAGCAGGCCACCGAUAAGCAGCAACACCACCACCAAGAAUUACUCUUUGAUACACUAGCAAAUUCAGACCUUCUCUUCCACUGGAUGGUCGAAUCUUGCUUCAGUGCCGGAAAAUUCGAUCCUGAUGUGGUGUCGCAGGCUCUGGAUUACCUUGAUGAGUUCAUUACUCGUCUAGCAGAUGCUAAGUUGACCUUGGCGCCUGCCGAAAUCGGAAUCCUGUUGCCUUGGCCGCUUUUCUCACCCCCACUACUCAACCGAUAUUUCAGCCAAUCUUCUGAUCGGUGCCGUCGACUCACCGGUCUCCUGUUCGGUCUUUGUCGCGUUGUUUCAGCCAACCAGAUCUACUUUGCAGUCAUGGAAGCCAUAAGCAUGGUCACUGAAACCCACAUCGUCACAGAAGGCAUGGGUGGGCCCUGUGUUCCGCGUUUUAUCUCGCACGCAACUUGUGGUGGCUUUGGCAUCGCGUCAAUAGGUAUUGGUUUCUUCGGCAUCGGCUAUCUUCUCCAUGGUGUUAAUACCGUCCCUCUUACCUUUGUUUCAUACUAUAAGGUCUGUGGUGUCCCAGAUUUUUUGACGAAAGAACUCCUCGUGCUGGUCAAGCUUCUCAUAGCGCGUUUCCCAAGCCUUCCUGGCCCAACUGUUGCCGAUAUCAAGGCGAUCGCACAGCAUGUCGCCUCGCCCGACGCUAGCGUCAUCCAGGCGGCCCUCGAGUGUCUCAGAGCUGUUCGUGGCAACCUAACCACCCAACAGAUAUCAGCAAUGGCCGGGAAGUUAACUGAACGAGACAGAGCCUUGCUUCAGGACGCCUUGAAUCAGAAUCCCUCUAUGCCGAUUUGCACCACGCCACUCCGACCUAAAACUCCGAUCACAGACGGAGCACUAAAUGUGUCUUCGUACACAAAUAAUCCAAGUAUUCUUGCAUCCGUGAGUCGCAGCCACCUGGCGCAGUGCUCGCACCUGGUCCCCUCAGACGACUGCGACGAGCUGCUUCGGGUCUAUCGAGAGUGGAUGCUGGACGUUUUGGCCGAGGAUAAUCGCGAUAAGGAGGCCCAAAUGGUCAGCUUCCUUGUCUCCAAUUUGAUCACUGCGCCUACAACGGACAACGUUGAUAGAGUUGACUCCGCGCUCAUGGCCAUCUCACACUUGAACUUUCUGCACCACUCUACAGCAACUCGGGAUCUGCUUCUCCCAGAGGCAUCCACUUUGGUCGAGAAUUUGGGCCUUCAAAUGAGUUGCGUGGCUAACGGAGGCGUCGCUGCGUUCGACUACACCGCAGUCGAGGCCUGUCGAUUCGUGCGCUCCACGGUCGGUUUCGUUAUUUCAAUCUUCCGUGCCUCCUUCCUCACCCGCGACCUCGCGGCCCGCAGUCUCUCCCAGGUAAUCGCGGGUUUGCUGCGACUAGAGGCCGUUUUUGACCUCAUUAAUCGAGGACAAUUCGACGGCCUCCCAAUCAAAGGUUCUAUGUUGUCGCUCCUUGUGGAUCUAGAUGUGUCCAGACCGCUUGGAGAGGACAUGGUCCUCACUCUUGAGUUCAUUCAUGAAAAGUUAAUGAUGAUCAGUCUAUCUACUUAUAUAAUUUCUCUCACAAACCUCUCAAAUCCUCAGUGGAACGGUUACUUUGGGAUGGACGGAGACCUCACUAAAAGACUGUUGGCUCACAAUCACCUCUACCUCCACAUGUUCGACUUGGCCACUCAAAAGCUGGCCGAACUACGAGGUGAUGAUGUAGAUGAAGUCCUCAAGGCUCUGAGCAAACUUCAUCCCUUCGAAACGCAAUCAGCCUUCCACAAGUGUCUUUGGAUGAUGGCCCUUGGAUGGAACCGGCUACGCCGAUAA
Messenger RNA from Mesocestoides corti, 3948 nucleotides. NCBI's taxonomy places the organism in Eukaryota, Metazoa, Platyhelminthes, Cestoda, Cyclophyllidea, Mesocestoididae. The record is from the annotation of a GenBank genome assembly.